This is a messenger RNA of Postia placenta MAD-698-R-SB12, 1941 nucleotides long. RefSeq lists its product as hypothetical. NCBI's taxonomy places the organism in Eukaryota, Fungi, Basidiomycota, Agaricomycetes, Polyporales, Adustoporiaceae. The coding region runs from base 1 to 1941 and encodes 646 amino acids. The record is from RefSeq and is a predicted model, not a curated record. The transcript has 5 exons.
AUGAAGAAGUCAUCCGUUGGGACGGAGGGAAACUGGCAGGCCCUGCGUGGUAAAAGCUGUCAACGUCGGCUUCGAGAUGUAGAGAGACUACUGCUGGCAGGAGCGCUGUCGCCCUGGAGCUGUGCAAGGAUUGCAUAUGUCCGUCAUGAAAUUGCCAAAGCCGUCGCCGAAACACGUCAAAGCCACCUGUCCGCAGCGUUUUAUGAGCGCGUAAAAGACCUUCGCCACAGUUGUCAUCGAACACCGUCCCCGACGCAUCGGGCACUUGUGGUUGCUGAGAUUGUGGCAACAAUCUGCCAAUUUCUACAAGAAGAUGACGGUGAAUCGCUCGCCGCCUUGGCCCGAACAUGUCGUGCGCUCCGCACGCCUGCGCUCGAGGUCCUAUGGGGCCGCCUUAAAAACCUUAUACCGAUUUUUCGACUGUUGCCCCCCGACGCGUGGGCAUUCCACGUCGAUGAAAUCACUUCACGCCGUGUCUAUCGCCUAGAACGGGACCUCGUCCCAGAAGACUUUACGACAAUGGCAAAAUACACCCCGUUGGUGAAGACCAUUGGGUUUAAUCGACGCGGCGAUGGCUGGCCCUCCUACGAGUACGACGUCCUUCCUGCAGGUCCAACGCAAAUUAUGGCGCAAUGUUUCCCUCAGCCCAUCCUUUUUCCAGCUCUACGUACCUUGGACUGGCCGCGCACUUUCUGUACUGCCACAGCUCAUCAUCUUCAAAACCCUCACGACGCGUGUGAAGACUUUUGGGCUUGUGCAUGUCUGUGCAUCGGACCCAAGCUCAAGAAUGUCGUUAUCGACGUAUCCGUCCACUGUCGCCAUGUCCUAGAGAAAGACUGGAAUGCCCAACUGAUGAACUUCAUGACGAGGGUUGGCACAGAAUGCCCACAGCUUGCCGAGAUGGACGUAGACGUCACUACCGAAUGGGGAAGCUCUGGGAUUCUUCCAUUCGCCACAGAAUGGCUCUCCUCGCUGGUCUGCCGAAUUCCACGGCUCGAGGUACUUCGCUGCGGAACAGUCCCUCUGGACGGAACUGCGCUGGCUCAUCUCGGUUGUUCUUCCACCUUGAAGGAGCUGUGUGUGCUUCUGACUCGUGACACUGUCGACUCCUAUACGGCAAUCUCUCUCGAUUCUGGCGUUCGAGCGCGCUUCGCCGCACUCCGAGCAUUGGACAUCUGGACAAAAGACCUGGCAGUUUUCAAUGAUCUGGCGGAUGGCAACGUUAUGUUUCCGCAAGUGGAGGCAUUUAACAUUGAAUUCAUCUCGUGCCCAUCUGGAUCUGAUGUCGAUGCCUUUUUCAACGUGCUUCACGAUCAUUUCUCGCCCUCGAGACUUCAGCGUCUCACUGUCAACACUGAUGCUUGGUCCGAUUCAUGGUCCAGCAACACUGUUUUUUCUCGUGCAUGUGCUCUUCUGCCCCUUCAUGUGCGUCGCCUUCUUGCGUUCCAUGAGUUGAGGCAAGUAGACUUCAAUGCACGCUGGUCAGUAAAUCUCAACGACGGCAUAGCGGAGGCCAUGUCACAGGCGUGGCCGCAUGUCGAGACGCUGAGACUCUCACCGCAACGCGGGCACUGGGAAGAAGACGAAGUCACAUCAACGCUGCGUUCGCUGCACGCAUUGGCCACAAAUUGUCCACGUCUGGUCCACCUAGACAUACCAUUCCAGGCGGAUGGCGCCAACAUCCACCUCCUGCCACCGCGUAUCAAGCAGAAUCACCCGCUCAAACGUCUUGGCUUGCAGUGGGUGCUCAUUGACGAACACGUCUCCGAGGUCGCGGCGUUGUUGGGAGAAAUCGUUCCUAACAUCUCGAUCAACGCGAGUUGCUUGCGCGACGAUGAGCAAGAGAGUCGGUGGCUUGCAGUGAAGAGCGAGCGUACGCCGGCGCUGACAGGAUCUACAGAUGCCGAGCUAGACACUCCGUUCAACGAUUGGGACUGGUAG